AAGCCCUGCUCUAACUCAUCCUGCAAAUCAUUUCCGCACAACAGCAUCAUCCACCGUGAAACUGAAGACGGUCCACUGACUCGCCCAUUUUCUUGAGUCUUGGUCUCUUCUGAGGAACCUUUUUUACUGGGGAUUGUGUGAUGAUGAUCAUGGCUUACAUUACUUUGAAUUUUGGUGCAACUGUUACUCGUUUUAUCUAGGUGAUAUGUUUAUGUAGUGCCUACAUAUACCUCAAAUGGCACAUCAGAAACUUAUAAAUGCAUUCAAGAUAUCCAAUAAUACCACAAUGGCUACUUCAAUAUCAAGGCAAGAAAUUGCAGGAAAGGUCACAAACAUCCUUAUCAAAUCAGGACUAAAACCGCUUGAAACGAAACCAUUUCUGCUUUCCAAUCUUGAUUCUUGCACAACAAGUCUUGUUCUCUCAGACCCAACUCUCUCAACUUAUUCUUGCUUGCUUUUCUUCAAGUUUCUUCGAACCAACCAGUCGCUCGUUUGUCAUAAACCUGAUAUCCGAGCCCAUGUAAUCGUUAUAUCUAGGCUGUUUAAAGCUAGAAAAUUUGCAGAAAUGAAGAAUGUUUUGACAUGCUUUGCAAUGGAUAGAAAUGUUCAAUGCCCGGUUUCGGACUUCAUUGUUUUGGUUGAUAAAAGAUUUGAUGAACCCAACUUUGUUGAAAAGCUGUGUGAUAUGUUGUUUAGAGUUUAUGCUGAUUGUAGGAUGUUUGAUGAGAGUUUAAAAGUGUUUGAUUAUAUGGUGCAUAAUGGGUUAAAGAUUGAUGAUAGGUCAUGUAUAGUGUAUUUGCUUGCUUUGAAGAGAAGUGAUAAAAUGGUGAUAUGUUUGGAUUUCUUUAAAAAAAUGGUUGAGUUCCACGUGAAUGUUACUGUUUAUUCUAUGACCAUUGUGAUUGAUGGAUUGUGUAAGAAAGGGAGGGUUGAAAAGGCUAAGGAUUUGAUGCUUGAAAUGGCUGGUAAAGGGAUUAAACCAAAUGUCAUCACGUGUAAUACUCUUAUUAAUGCUUAUAUUAAGAGAAUGGAUUUUGAAGGUGUUAAUGAGAUGUUGAGGUUAAUGGAGAUGGAUAGAAUUGCAUAUAAUGUGGCUACUUAUGCACUAUUGAUUGAAUGGUAUGGAGCUUCCGGCAAGAUUGUUGAAGCUGAGAAAGUGUUCAAGGAAAUGCAUGAGAAAGGUGUAGAAGCGGAUAUUUAUGUGUAUACGUCGAUUAUUAGUUGGCAUUGUAAGCUGGGGAAUAUGAAAAGAGCAUUUGAGUUAUUUGAUGAGUCGACGGAGAGAGGGUCCGUUCCCAAUAUUUGUACUUAUGGUGCUUUGAUUGAAGGCACAUGUAAAUCUGGACAGAUGGACGCCGCUGAGAUGUUAAUGAAUGAAAUGCAAAGCCAUGGGUUUGAUGUGAAUCAAAUGAUAUUUAAUAUGCUUAUAUACGGAUAUUGCAAAAGAGGAAUGAUAGAUGAAGCUUUAAGGAUAAAAGAUGUAAUGGAGAUGAAGGGAUUUGAGAGUGAUAUAUUUACUUAUAACACCAUUGCAAGUGGGUUGUGUAAAUUGAAUAGGCACGAGGAAGCAAAGAGGUGGUUAUUCACAAUGGUAGAGAAAGGUAUGGAUCCUAAUGUUGUGAGUCUUACUACUUUGAUUGACAUACAAUGUAAAGAAGGGAACUUGGUAGAAGCAGAGUGGCUGUUUCGGGACAUGAAGAAAAAGGGAGGGAAGCCGAAUAUUGUGACAUACAAUGCUUUAUUAGAUGGCUUUUGCAAGAAAGGAAAGUUGCAGGAAGCCUACAGACUAAAAGAAGAACUGGAAACUCGUGGAAUAAUCUCGGAUAUCUAUACAUACACAAUUCUUAUGCAUGGGGAAUGUGUUUUUGGGAAGGUAGAAGAGGCGUUGAAUCUGCUUAAUGAAGUACGUCGGAAGGGCUUGACCAUUAGUGUAGUAACUUAUACAGCAAUCAUAUCUGGUUUGUCCAAAGAAGGAAGAUCUGAAGAAGCUUUUAGAUUGUAUGAUGAGAUGAUGGAAGCAGGCCUUACCCCUGAUGACAGAUUAUAUGCUUCUCUUGUGGCCAACCUUCAUAAAAUGUAGCUUUAUACCAUUGCCGAGGAAAUUUAGCAAUCUUGCUUCGACCGUUUAACAAACGGUAAAUGAAGAAGGAUCUGGUUCAGCUGAUUUCUUUUAAACACGAGGAAAGUUGAGUGAAUGUGCUUUCUGAAAUACCUUAGUUGAAGAAGUAGAUAUUCUUACUUCCAGAAAGUCAGGGAACUUGAUGUUCAGUUGUCUAAAGAGAAAGAGGAAUGUAGUAGGUCGCUAGGUCGACGUUGAAAGUUGGGAGAUCAUCUCUACUCUGGCAUCACUACAGCUGACGAGCAUGUAAAAUGUCGGUGAUGAAGAGUCUCCCAGAUACCAUGGUAUCAGCCCGAGGAAUGAGGUUCAAAAGGCGAAAGAUGAUAAUGCAGAUGAACUUAAAAGAGCUUCAUUCUUAUUUGAUUGUGCAGAUUAAAGGCUCAGGUUUGGGAGAUAUCAUGUAGCACCAUCAACUAUCAAACUUGUGAUUCUCAUAUCGAAUUACAAUGUCCCGAGGUUCAUUAAUGCCUGCAUAGACUAGGCUGAUUUAUUUGAAAUUAAUUUGGAUAUUAACAAGUAAACAGUUAGGUUUUUGAGUUUGGUUAAUUAAAUCCGUAAAAAAAUCAAACUUCUAAAUGAUGUCGUUUUGAUUUAUGUACAUAUAUAAUUAAACUGAAGAAAAUUAUAGAUUUUGAUUAAUCAAAUUGAAAUCUCGUAUAAAUAUUUGGUAAUAGCUGAUUUUUAUGACGAUUUGUGUACAACUGAUUCGAAUUUCAUAUAAAUAUUUCUUGAUUUUGGAGUGACUGGUUAAUAA
Molecule: messenger RNA, 2873 nt
Organism: Mercurialis annua (annual mercury)
Lineage: Eukaryota; Viridiplantae; Streptophyta; Magnoliopsida; Malpighiales; Euphorbiaceae
Product: pentatricopeptide repeat-containing protein At2g32630
Exons: 5
Coding region: 236-2080 (614 amino acids)
Molecular function (GO): protein binding
Source: RefSeq, a predicted model, not a curated record